Molecule: messenger RNA, 3354 nt
Organism: Trichophyton rubrum CBS 118892
Lineage: Eukaryota; Fungi; Ascomycota; Eurotiomycetes; Onygenales; Arthrodermataceae
Exons: 1
Coding region: 1-3354 (1117 amino acids)
Biological process (GO): intracellular potassium ion homeostasis; intracellular sodium ion homeostasis; proton transmembrane transport
Cellular component (GO): membrane
Molecular function (GO): ATP binding; P-type sodium:potassium-exchanging transporter activity; ATP hydrolysis activity
Source: RefSeq, a predicted model, not a curated record
AUGCCUCUCCAAGAUGAAACACCUGCUGGUGACGACAAAGAGCCGGCCGAUGUAGAAAAGGGAGAGCAUGGUCAGGUUGAUUCUGACAUGAAAACUGGCUCCGAAGGUCCCAGACGCAUCACGUUCCAGCAGCCAAAGGGAGACGAUGAACGUCCAAACCGUCGUACCUCUGGUGAGCGUGAGCGCCGUCGGUCGCGCUCCAGAAGCCGUCACUCCUUCAGCAGCGCUCGUGGAGGCACUGGAGGCAACCCCCUUACCGGUAUCCCAAUCGAGUUCCGUACGCUGUCUAUUCAAAUCAGCGAAUCUCGCAAUGCCACCACCGAGAUUGUCAAGGGAGGCUCCGGCCGUGCAAGCGUCCAUACCGACAAGGAGUACUUCGAGAAGUUCGACUUCCAUCUUCUUCCUCGAGAGAGGCUUUGCCAGCAGUUUAACGUCUCGUCUGAACAAGGUCUCAGCACCGAGGCCGCUAGUGCUCGUCUUCAGCGAGAUGGAAAGAACACAAUCCCUCGCCGUCGCCCAAACUACCUUCGCAAGAUCCUCGGAUAUGUCUUUGGUGAUUUCUGCUCCGUCUUGUGGGUGGGCGUGAUCAUCUUUUUCGUCUGCUGGAAGCCCCUUAGCAACCCUCCCUCUCCGGCGAACCUGGGUAUGGCCAUUUUGGUUCUCAUUGUCAUCUUCCUUCAAGCUGGUUUCUCGGCCUUCCAGGACUGGUCAACCAGCCGUGUGAUGAAUUCCAUCCUCGACCUUCUUCCCUCCGAAGCCCAGGUACUUCGUGAUGGAAACAUCAUUCGACUUCCGGCUACCGAGCUUGUAGCCGGUGAUAUUGUUCACAUCUCGUCUGGUAACAAGGUGCCGGCAGAUAUGAGGUUGAUUUCCAGCUCUGGUGAUGUCCGCUUUGACAGAUCGGUACUCACUGGAGAGUCCGACGAAGUAGAAGGUGCCCUUGACGCAACUGAACACAACUUCCUAGAGACACGAAACAUUGCAUUCAUGGGUACUGGUGUUACAAAUGGCCGUGCGGUUGGAGUCGUCGUUUUGACUGGCGGUCGCUCGCUCAUGGGACGUAUUGCCAUGGUCACUACCAAUGUCAAAGAGAAGCCGACGUUGAUCCAAAAGGAAAUCAGCCGUUUUGUCCGCAUUAUCGUCGGUUUAACUUGUGUACUGGCUUCCUUGCUUCUGUUUAGCUGGGUAGGCUGGAUCAGAAUUAAACAUGCCGGAUUCAUGGAUGUCGUGGCCAUGUUGAACAACGUUCUAGGAUGUGUGGUCGCCUUCAUCCCUGAGGGUAUGCCCGUUGGAGUCGCUCUCACAAUGAUGAUGAUUGCUCAUCGCAUGAAGUCUGCCAACAUCCUGCCUAAAGGCCUUUCAACUGUCGAGACCCUUGGCUGUGUUAACGUCCUCUGCUCUGACAAAACUGGAACACUGACUCAGAACCUGAUGACUGUCAAGUCGAUUGGUCUUGUCAACCAGGAGUAUACCAUCGAGGAAUUCAAUGACGAAGUUAACAAUGGCAAGCGUGGCAGCGCUCUGGCGGAGUUCCAUCGCGGGUCUAUUCUCUGCAACGACGCCUUCUUCGAGCCUGGUACCCUUAGCCAGCCUCUUAACGAGAGAACCAUCAACGGCAACGCAACAGAUUGUGCCAUUCUUCGCCUUGCAGAAGGGGCGUCGGCAUCCAAAAGUGUUGUUUCCCAAACCGACAGGGUAUUUCAAAUCCCAUUCAACUCGCAGAGCAAGUGGAUGCUCACGAUGCAUAAACCGCACGGCACGGUUGACCCGUCCAGUUACGAAGUUUUUGUGAAAGGCGCACCCGAUGUCCUUCUUCCAAUGUGUACCUCGUACUGGUCUGCAAAGGAAAAUAGGGUUAUGCGACUAAACGAUGCAGCAAAACGACAAUUGUCUGCUUUCCAGGAAAAGCUAUCUCGGAAGGCCGAGAGAGUUAUUCUUCUCUGUCAGCGACAAUAUGCUCCUCAAGCGCCACUUGGCUCCAACUACUUUGGUGAUGAGAUCAAGACGAACUGUACCAAAGACCUGACGGUUAUCGGCUUGUACGGUAUUAUUGAUCCACCGCGUCCAGAAGCAAGGUCAACAAUUGCCUCCUGUCGUCGUGCUGGCAUCCGAUUCUUCAUGGUUACAGGAGACUUCGGCUUGACGGCAACUGCAAUUGCGCGCGAUAUUGGUAUUUUCUCAGGCACUGCCGACCCAGACCGUGUUUCCGAGUUUGACAGCAAGAAUAAUUCUCUUAACGGAAUGAAGAACAACAACCAACUGGCUUCCUCAUUUUCCUCCAAGAGUUUGCUGGUUGAAGGGCCUGAGAUUUCCUCUCUCACUCAAAAUGACUGGGACAAGGUCUGUCAAUAUGAGGAGAUUGUCUUUGCUCGAACCACCCCUGAACAGAAACUCCGAAUUGUCGAGGAGCUCAAGGACCGUGAAAAUGUCGUGGCUGUCACCGGAGACGGUGUAAACGAUGCUCCUGCUCUCCGAGCGGCAGAUGUCGGAAUUGCAGUCGUCUCUGGGAGUGACGUUGCCAUCGAGGCCGCAGAUCUGGUGCUGAUGGAUAAAUUCGAUUCUAUUAUUCAAGCUGUCCGGCUUGGUCGUCUUGUUUUCCAGAAUCUUCAGAAGCUCAUCAGUUACCUCCUCCCUGCCGGAAGUUGGUCAGAGAUAUGGCCAGUGCUUAUGAACCAGUUCAUCGGUGUCCCCCUUCCGCUCAGCUCCUUCUUGAUGAUUAUCAUCUGCGUGUUCACGGAUUUAUUCCUUUCGCUGUCUCUAAUAAUGGAGAAGGAAGAAUUCGACCUCCUUAGCCUCCCACCACGCAAUCACAAGAAGGACCACUUGAUCAAUUUCAAGAUAUACGCCCAGUCAUACCUGUUCAUCGGGGUGAUGGAAACCAUAUGUGCCCACGCGAUGUUCUUCUUAUAUAUGUAUCGCAAGGCUGGCAUUCCAUUCCAUGCUCUCGUGUUUGCAUAUGAAAAAUACACCGAUGGAUUCUAUGGGUAUACGAAAGCCGAACUCGUGAACUUCAAUAACGUUGGACAGUGUGUCUAUUUUGUCACCCUGGUGGUUCUGCAAUGGGGAAACAUACUGUCCAUCCGAAACAAGCGCCUUUCCAUUCUGCAGGCAGAUCCAAUCCGAAAGCAGCGUCGAAACCCUUGGCUUGCAGGUGCGAUACUGGUUUCGCUGGCAAUCGCAGUUUUCGUCACCCAGACACCUGGUAUCAACAAACUUUUCAACACGGCUCCAGUGCCUAUUGAGCAUUGGCUGAUACCACUUCCGCUGGCGGUUGGUAUCCUCUGCAUGGAUGAGUUUAGAAAGUUAAUAGUGCGGCUAUUCCCCAAGGGGCCUAUUGCUAAGAUUGCCUGGUAA